Talaromyces amestolkiae is the source of this 732-nucleotide messenger RNA. RefSeq lists its product as uncharacterized. The record is from RefSeq and is a predicted model, not a curated record. Bases 1 to 732 code for a protein of 243 amino acids. Lineage: Eukaryota; Fungi; Ascomycota; Eurotiomycetes; Eurotiales; Trichocomaceae. The transcript is spliced from 2 exons.
AUGUUCAGCUCUAUCAUCAUCUCAGCUCUCAUCGCAGCUCCUCUCGUGGCCGGCCACGGAAAAGUGACAGUUCUCACUGGCGAUCUCGGCGGUAACGGAACAGCCCUCGGAAUCGAAGGUGGCUCCGUCGCCAACGCCGGUCAAAACUACCAGACCGAAGUCGACACCACCGUCUUCUGGUCUAAGGACAUCAACACCGACGACGAUUUCGGCUGGACCGAGUCGAGUCACGGCAACCUUGGCAUGGAUGACUUGGUCAAGGCCAUGGCUUUGUCGGGAGAUACCUUGCCUCAGGUUAGUCAGGGCGGUAGCAUCAACGCUACUUUGCAUAUCGUGACCAGCGAUGGCGCAGGUCCGUAUAGCGCUAUUAUUGAUCCUACGGCCUCGGGUAAAUUCUCGAGCGCAGUCAAUAUGGAGGUGACCACGCAAGUUCCCGGUGAGGGUGGCUGGAUCGAUACUACGCCUAGCGCAGCUGCGCUUGCGGCUGGCAACGGCCACAUUAUUCAGAAGCGUGCAACACGUACACUCGAACGCAGAGCAUCACGCACCAGGGGCAAGCGUGAAACUGCCACUUUGGUUGAUAAGGAUUAUAGCCUCGAAAUUGCCAUUCCUUCCGGUGUUACUUGCAGCGGCACUGCCAACGGUCAAUCAAAUUUGUGCGCAGUGAAGGUCAGUAACAACAACGAGAAUGGCCCCUUUGGUGCCGUUAUGAUCGUCCAGAUGGCUUCCUAA